Molecule: messenger RNA, 922 nt
Organism: Saccostrea cuccullata (small rock oyster)
Lineage: Eukaryota; Metazoa; Mollusca; Bivalvia; Ostreida; Ostreidae
Exons: 5
Coding region: 86-619 (177 amino acids)
Source: RefSeq, a predicted model, not a curated record
AUGCAUUCACGUCAUCGCAAAAUGUAACCGAAAAUGAUCAGAAAGACAAAAUGUGCAGCAUUCUUACAUAGUCAAAAGAAGAAACAUGGACUGCAAAAAGUAUUUGCAUUUUCUUUGUCUCGUUGUCGUGGUUCAUGAUUCUAUGAGCCUUGUGCUAAGCAAUGGAAAGUGCCUGUACUCUAUGAAUGAAACAUCACCAGAUGAUGCGCCUUUUAAUAAAACAACUCAGAUUUGUUGUACAAAAUCAGGAGUUCACGAUAAAUAUUAUCAAGGACACGAAGUAGAAUGUUGUGGGGAUACAACAUACAUACCAGAGAUAGAUCUCUGCUGCAAAGGAAAAGUUUACAACAGACCUGGCACUGAACGGAUAGGCAAUGGAAAUUAUUCUCGUGAUACGAACAGUGAUGAUAAAAGUGCAUCCAAGGCAUCAUUAAACAAGCAAGGGAAUCCAACCUAUCGUGAUGCUGCCUAUAAAAACAAAAUUAAACAAACGAUACUGAACAUAAAAUUCCAGAGGUUGAUGAAGCAAAAGGGAAGAAACCUCCUCCGAGAUCUUCUGAUCUACAUUGAUAUCGCAAAAGCCAAGAAGUACUCAAAGAAAAUCCCGAACUUACCUUGACAUGGAAAGAAGAGGAAAAAAUACCUUUAUAUAAAAUAUAUAUAUCUCAAAAAUGAACACAGACAUUUUGUAUUAAUUUUGUAAUUUAUAGUUUGGUUUUUCAUGGUGUAGACAUAAUACUUCAUAAUGUUGUUACUUACAAAUAGAGAAAAUAGGGCAACCAUUUAUGAAAAUGGCUUUAGACAAGUAAAAUGGCAAACACUAUGCACAUUUUAGGCAACAGUGCAUUUUUCAUCCAGCAGUUCAUUUUUGAAUUUCUUUAUAAAAAUUAUUCAUAUGAUAUUUUCUCUUUUUAUUCUUAUG